Molecule: messenger RNA, 1290 nt
Organism: Rhodotorula toruloides NP11
Lineage: Eukaryota; Fungi; Basidiomycota; Microbotryomycetes; Sporidiobolales; Sporidiobolaceae
Product: DNA-directed RNA polymerase I subunit RPA49
Exons: 4
Coding region: 1-1290 (429 amino acids)
Biological process (GO): RNA polymerase I preinitiation complex assembly; transcription elongation by RNA polymerase I; nucleolar large rRNA transcription by RNA polymerase I
Cellular component (GO): RNA polymerase I complex
Molecular function (GO): DNA binding
Source: RefSeq, a predicted model, not a curated record
AUGGCUGAUUCGGCUGCGAGGAAGAGGCAGAAGGGCUUGCAGGGCCAGGCUAUCGAGGUACAGCUUGCCGCCAACCCCGCCAACGCUCCUCAACCCGCUCUCGCUCUGUUCCCCUCGGCCCAACCACCCUCAAAGACGCCGUACACGCUCUACACAAAGUCGGGAGAGGUCACGGGAGGCGACGGCAGGAAGCGCCAGCAGGCGGUCCUCGCGGCCGAGACGGACGACGUCGAGUUUGAGAGUCGGAACCAGCUUGGAGUGGACGAGCAUGGCGAGGGAGAGGGAUACUCAGUCCAGUACAUGCUCGGCGUCCGCAACCCCCGCACCAACAUCCUGACCCUUCACGCCGCACCCCUGCACACCUUCACCCCGACCGUCAAAUCGCUCAAGUCCGCUCCCGCCUCGCAAUCCGCCGCACAGCUCAUCGCCGCUCAACGCGCCGCGCUCGGCUCGACGUUCGGUACGAAGAAGGCUAUCAAGCAGUUGCGCGCACAGGAGCGUAACAAGUUGAACGAGACGUCGUUCGGCGUCGGAUCGGAAGUCGCGGGAUUGAAGGAUCACCUGACGUUGUCGAUUCAGGCGGCGGCGGGCAACCUCCCUUCGAUGCAGACCAUCGAGGACGAGGCGAAUGAGAAGCGACCCAUCCCGCCGUACAACAAGGACGCCAAGUCGCCUGGCGAAGUGUACGACAUGGACGCUGUCGUCUCCCAAGCCGAACUCAACGCCGUCCCCCUCGGAGACUUGAUCUCUGCGCCCGACUUCAAGGCUCGGCGUGACAUGUUGCCCUACCGCCGCUCGGAUUUCAUCUCGACAAAGAUGCGCCAACUCCUCCCUUCUCGCGCAUCGGCAGAGGGAAACGUCCCGAACCCCUCGAAGCGCGACCGCGGACGCCUCCGCCUCGUCGUGCACCUCUCGCACCUCUUCCAGUUCCGCAAUACGGCUCGACCAGGCCAACUUAUCGACCGGACGAAACUGGUCGAGAGGCUGGGUAAUCCGUCGAAUGCGGUUGUGGAUGCGUUGCUUGAGCGGUACACGGAGAAGGUGAAGGGCGGAGCGGGAGGAGAGGACGCGAGGAAGGUCACGACGACGAUGGAGCUUAAGCUCUUGACCGUCGGCGAACUCUUCCGCUCCCUCGGCUGCCAACUGAUCGCCCCGUCCGCCGCCGACCGCGAGAAACUCGUCGCGACAGGCCGCGCAUCGAGUGCUGCCGAAGCCGCGAAGAGCAAGAAGGCGACGCUCAAGGUUCCGCUGCAGUUCCCGAAGGAGAGGAAGGGGCAGCCCAAGCGAUGA